AGUGUGGGACAGAAGGAGCUACAGGCCCCCUCCCACAUUAAAGAGGAGCAGCUUCAUGAUGAAGAUGAAGCUCAGUCCUUACAGCUUCAUCACAGUCAAAGUGAGGAGAACAGAGGGGCGGAGCUUGUAAGUCAACACAUCACAGAAGCUGAUGGAGAGCAUUGUGAAGAUAUCAAGUCAGAACCAGACAGCAUCUUUGCUCCACUGUCAGACAUGGACCACAUGAUGUCACACUCUUCUGAUCACAGUGACCACAUCCAAAAACCUUUGGAGAGUAAAAAUGACUCUAAAGGUGAUACGAGACAUCACACUAACAACAAACACUUUGACUGCUCUGAAUGUGGGAAAUCAUUUAGACUGAAGAGUAAUUUUACAAGACACAUUAGAAUACAUACUGGAGAGAAACCUUUUACUUGCUCUGUUUGUAAGAAGAGUUUCUCCAGAAAGGAACAAAUGACCACACACAUGAGAACACACAUUGGAGAGAAACCUUUUACUUGCUCAGCUUGUGCUAAAAGAUUCAAAACUAAGAAAGACAUGACCACACACAUGAGAACACACACAGGUGAGAAACCUUUUGCUUGCUCAGCUUGUGCUAAAAGAUUCAACACUAAGAAAGACAUAACCAAACACAUGAGAACACACACAGGUGAGAAACCUUUUACUUGCUCUGUUUGUAAGAAGAGUUUCUCCACAAAACAUUACAUGACCACACACAUGAGAACACACACUGGAGAGAAACAUUUUACUUGCUCUGUUUGUAAGAAGAGUUUCUCCAGAAAGGAACAAAUGACAAUACACAUGAGAACACACACUGGAGAGAAACACCACACGAUGUCAGACUCUUCUGAUCACAGUGACCACAUCCAAAAACCUUUGGAGAGUAAAAAUGACUCUAAAGGUGAUACGAGACAUCACACUAACAACAAACACUUUGCCUGUUCUGAAUGUGGGAAAUUAUUUAGACAAAAGAGUAAAUUUACAAGACACAUGAGAACACAUACUGGAGAGAAACCUUUUACUUGCUCUGUUUGUAAGAAAAGUUUCUCCAGAAAGGUUGACAUGACCACACACAUGAGAACACACACUGGAGAGAAACAUUUUACUUGCUCUGUUUGUAAGAAGAGUUUCUCCACAAAGCCAUACUUGACCAGACACAUGAGAACACACACU
Messenger RNA from Nerophis lumbriciformis (worm pipefish), 1173 nucleotides. Lineage: Eukaryota; Metazoa; Chordata; Actinopteri; Syngnathiformes; Syngnathidae. The record is from RefSeq and is a predicted model, not a curated record.